GACUAGCUAGUGCCAUUUCUGUAACACUUCUUGGUGCCAUUACUAAGACACAGUGCUUUUACAGUAACGCUUCAGACAUGCAGCUGGCUCUGGUUCUGGUUCUGUGGUUUGUGGCGCUGGCCUGCUCUCUGGACCCACCUCUGACUAUCCAGUACCAAGUGUGGGAAGAGCAGCCUGCAGGCACCACGGUGGGCCGCCUCUCGGAUGACCUGCAGCAGAGGGGGGAGGGGGGCGGGGUGGAGGACUUCCGGGUGGUGGAGCAGGGUCAGGCCCUGCCCUUCGCGGUCAGUGUGAGAGACGGGACGGUGUCGACGGUGGGGCGGCUGGACCGGGAGGCGCUGUGCUGGGGGUCCAGCCUCUGCGAGAUCCUGUUCAGCGUGCUGUACAAGAGGGAGGGUGUGGUCAGCUUCCUGCGGGUGCGGGUGGAGGUGCGGGACCUGAACGACCACAGCCCCACCUUCCCCAGCGCGGAGCAGGAGCUGGAGAUCUCCGAGACCGCUACCCUGCGAAUGCGCAUCCCUCUCGACCUGGCCGAGGACCCCGACGCCGGCCCCAACGGCCUGCAGACCUACUCUCUCUCCUCCAAUCAGCACUUCGCCCUCGACGUCAAGACCCUAUCAGCCGGCGCCAAGCAGGCAGAGCUGGUGGUCAUCCGGGAGCUGGACAGGGAGGCGCAGGCCUCCUUCGAGCUGACCCUGAUGGCCUGGGACAAAGGAAACCCCCCCAAAUCAGGCAGCACACUCAUCAAGAUCAACAUCCUCGACUCUAACGAUAACAGCCCGGUGUUCGAGGAGAGCUCCCCCACCAUUGAGCUGAGUGAGGAUUCCCCCCGAGGGACCACCGUCAUCAACCUGAAGGCCACAGAUCCCGACCAGGGGGCCAAUGGUGAGGUGGAGUACUCCUUCAGCAAACACGCCCCUUUGGACGUGCAGAGGCUGUUCAGUGUGGACGUGCAGACUGGAACUGUGACCCUGACAGGGGAGCUGGACUUUGAGAAGAAGUCCUCCUACGAGAUCGACAUCCAGGCCCGUGACCUGGGUCCCAACGCCAUCCCCUCCCACUGCAAAGUGCUUGUCAAGCUGAGGGACGUUAACGACAACCCCCCCAGGAUCCACGUCACCUGGACCCCGCCCGAGUCACCCGUGGCGACCGUGCUGGAGGGCGCAGCAGACGAGACCUUCCUGGCGCUGGUGUCAGUCUCGGACGCAGACUCGGGAGAGAACGGCGCCGUCCGUGUCCACAUUCAGCAUGGCGCCGGGCACUUCCGCCUCAAGAGGAUCCACGGAGACAACUACAUGAUCGUGACCAACGGCUCGCUGGACCGUGAGCACAGGAUGGAGUACAACCUGACGCUGGUGGCGAGCGACCGCGGCGAGCCCCCCCUCACCUGCGUCACGCACCUGCCCGUGCGUGUGCUGGACGAGAACGACAACGCCCCCGUCUUCUCCCGCACGCAGUACCGCGCCGCCAUGCGCGAGAACAACCCGCCUGGCCUCCACGCCCUGCGCGUGCGGGCCCACGACGUCGACCUGGAGCUGGGGGGCAAGGUUUCCUACUCCAUCAGGGAGUCCAAUGAACUCGGCACCCCCACGGCCUUCUUCUCCAUUGACCCGGCCAGCGGAGCUGUGUCCAUCCAGCAGUCACUGGACUAUGAGGAGGAGCGCUCUUUCUCCUUCAUCGUGGAAGCCAAGGACCAGGGGCGGCCGCCUCUGUCCAGCACCACCACGGUCAUCAUCGACGUCCAGGACGUCAAUGACAACUACCCUGUGAUAGAGGAGCCGUCACCGAAGCGGGGCAAAGCCUCACUGAGUGUGCCCGUCAACGCCGAGAAGGGUGAGAUUGUGGCUGAGCUGGGGGACAGGCCGAACGGUGCGGCCAACCACUCCGCUCACGUCAGGCCAGAAGGACACCUGGCCGGCACCAUCAGAGCCAGCGAUCGAGAUUCAGGCCUGAACGGCAGGCUCCGUUUCCGGAUCGUCAGCGGAAACCCUGAUGGAUUGUUCUGGCUGGAUGAGUCCACAGGGCAACUGUAUGUGAACACCAGCAACGCCACAGACCUGAUCGGGAAAAGGUUUGAGUUUGACAUCACUGUGUCGGACAUGGGCUCGCCUGCGCUGGUCACCAAAACCACCCUGGAGGUGACCUUCAUCAACCUGCUGGACCACCUGAAGAACUCGUCACCGAGCCAGUGGGGGCAGUUCAGCCUGACCAUGAAGCUGGCCAUCUGCCUUGGAGCCACCUGCCUGCUGCUGCUCCUGGCGGUCGCCCUGGUGACCACCUUCUGUCGCCCGGAGAAACGGGACAACCACGCCUACAACUGCAGGCAGGCAGAGUCCAGCUACACCCGCCACCCCCGCCGGCCACAGAAGCACAUUCAGAAGGCGGAUAUCCAGCUGGUGCCGGUGCUGCGUGGGAGGAGGGAGGGGCCGCUGGAGGGCGAGGCCUUGCCCCGUCCCGACACGCCCCUGCAGCAGGAGGAGCCCCACCUGUCCCCGCUGCUCGGCCGGGCCGUCCGGAACCAGGACCCUCCGGAGGAGCAGCCUGUCCCGCCGCUGGGCCCGAGCAGGACGCUGCAGAAACCCGGCAGCGUGGAGCUGAGCGGGACGCUCCCGCGCACCCCCGCCACACCCUACCGCUCCCUGCGGAGGGCCCGUAACUCCUCCUCCUCGCUGUCGCAGACCGGCACACUGAGACGCCACGGCAGCCGCGAGACGCAGCUGUGUCCCGACGAUGGCACCGACCCACCCCCCGGCUCCCCCCCCUGCCACACCCUGCGCAGGAAGAGGAACGGCGAGGGGGACGAACACCGCCAAAUCCUCCACAACCUGGUGCGGCUGUCCAUGGCCGCGCUCGGAGAGAACUGCCCCAUUGAGCUGUCCGCCGCCUCCCCGGAGGUGCAGCAGGUCUCCCAGCUGCUCUCCCUCCUGCACCAGGGUCAGCUCCAGCCCAGACCCAACUUCCGAGGAAACAAGUACUCCCACCGAGCCGGCCGGUCUGGGCCACAGGAUGCUGAUUGGCUGAGCACCAAGGACAGUGGCCACGGCGAGAGCGAGGCAGGAGAUGUGGACUGGGACACGGGCCGAGACUCCCCCGUCGACCCUCUGCUGGAGGAGGGCCUGAGCAACUUGCUCACCAACACAGAUGACGUGUUUGCGGACGUCCCGGAUCCGGAGUGGAUGGCCCGCCUGUCCCUCCCACUCGCCACCGAUUACCAUGACAACGUGUUUGUCCCUGGGCCACCAUCCCAGGACGGCCGCUGCCUGCCCACGGGGAGCCCUGCGGACAGCACCUGCUUCUCCACGUUUGGGAAGAGUCCGGAGAAGGGCAGUCCGCUGCCCGGCACCCUGCUGUCCGAGGUCAGCACGCUGUUCGAGAUGCUGCUCACCCAGAAGGCUGACGCCCAGCCCCGAACCUCUGCAGAAGUGCUGUACCGCCUCUCUGCGGCCUAUCGCCGCUCCAUGGGGCUGGACGGGCCACCAGCAGGGGGUGCCAGCCCUUCCAGGCUCUCUGGAAGUGAGAAGAGAUCCCCCAUUAUGCCCUGCUCAGUCCCAGACACACUGACCCAGCAUCUGUUCUGAGGGGCUGAGGAGACAGAGGCUGGACUGGACCUCCCCAACAGUCCUCCAUUUUGUUCGAUAUUCACUCUGCUCUCAUUGGCUGGUUAUCACAUGACCUUUUUUAAAUGUCCCUCUGGCAGCUGAGUGAUUGUGAACUCUUUGACCUCAUUCUGGGCAGGAACCCACAUCCCCAAAUCCCCACUCCAGGACUGGUCGAACAGUCACCUGAUUUGUCCUGUCUGGAACAGGACAGCGUCAAAGUGAGGAAUAAUU
Megalops cyprinoides (Indo-Pacific tarpon) is the source of this 3830-nucleotide messenger RNA. It is a transcript of the gene pcdh12, whose product is annotated as protocadherin 12. The record is from RefSeq and is a predicted model, not a curated record. Gene Ontology annotation, cellular component: plasma membrane. Gene Ontology annotation, biological process: homophilic cell-cell adhesion. Lineage: Eukaryota; Metazoa; Chordata; Actinopteri; Elopiformes; Megalopidae. The transcript has 4 exons. Bases 78 to 3578 code for a protein of 1166 amino acids. Gene Ontology annotation, molecular function: calcium ion binding.